AUGACGCCUGCGCCAAUCGCCACGGGCGCUGUUGCCUCACCCACCCCGCCUCAACAACAGAAACCUACAACUCCUGCUACCCCUGUUCCCAAGAACUUUGACGACAUCUUUCAUGCCAAAUUCAUGUACAUUAUUCAGGAGUGGAAGAAUGAUCCCCAACGAGGCCAGCUAACCCAACGUGACCGCAAGGCCUUCAUUGAGUCCGCUUAUGUAGAGACCGAUGAGUCUUACUUCAACCACCGCCACCUGUCUGAUCAGGAGAUCAAGCUGCGUGCCCUUACCAAGGUCUUCUACAAGGUUCUUGCUGAAGAGCCAUGGUCUGAGGACUGGAUCCGCGCCCCCGACGUCGAGCGUAAGCUUUCCAAAUUCGAGAUGAACAAGGACACUAUGCCACUCGCUAUCCAACAUGGUCUCCUUACCCCACGUGACGCUGUAAAAGCUGCGCGUGAAGCUGCUGUCGAGAACGACAAGAUCCUCAAGGAGAACCCCAAGAAGACUGCCAAGGAGCUCAACAUCAAGCGCGGACCCUACGAUGAGAUCGAGAUUGUCUAUAUUGCUGGUACUGUAUCCUCCACAGCCACCAACCGCAUCGAUCGUGACAACAUAUACCCGGUAUCCGUCUCCUCUGUUGCCAAUGUCCUCCAGAACCACAUCUGUCGUGACAUGGUACGUCCCUUCACCAUGGCUGAGCGCUUCCUCAACUGCACCGAGACCAAGGAGCUCGAGAAGAUGCGCAAGUUCGCCUGCGAUGUCUGCGAUUUUGCGCCUCACCUUCUCGAUAACGACAACGUCAGCCUUCUCGUGGUGCUCCUUAUCCUGUCCCGCUCUGACUGCUGCCGGCGCUUCGAAAACAACGGCAUCCGUAUCGAGGGCUCCACCAUCUCUCACCGCAAGGCCGAGUGCAUGAAGAACAAGAUGGGCUGGAGGACGUCUGAGGAGAAGAAACCCUACGAUAACUUCGCCAACGAAUUCCAAGGCCGCGUCAGGAACGCUUGCUCACCUGCUCCUCGGGCCGGGCGCAUGAGUGGCAAGAAGCCCCAGCGCAAGUCAUCGACCCCGAUUGGCACCCCGGGAGGCUACCCGUCGCCACAUAUGGGGUACAUGGCUCCUCCCCAAGUUCUCUCUCCAUCCACCGCUCACGGCGUGAACUCCAACAUCAACAUUGCUGGUCCAUCGAUGCAGUCCAUCUACCCCCAGCCGUCUCCUGUCGCUGCUCCGCCAGGCCCAUCUGGUCCGUCACCGCCUGUUUCGCGCAUCUCCACUGGCGCAGAAAACAAGGAAAACAACAUGGUUGAGCCCAUGGACCUCUCGUAG
This is a messenger RNA of Parastagonospora nodorum SN15, 1314 nucleotides long. RefSeq lists its product as hypothetical. The transcript has 2 exons. NCBI's taxonomy places the organism in Eukaryota, Fungi, Ascomycota, Dothideomycetes, Pleosporales, Phaeosphaeriaceae. The record is from RefSeq and is a predicted model, not a curated record. The coding region runs from base 1 to 1314 and encodes 437 amino acids.